Molecule: messenger RNA, 2737 nt
Organism: Magallana angulata
Lineage: Eukaryota; Metazoa; Mollusca; Bivalvia; Ostreida; Ostreidae
Exons: 11
Coding region: 253-2619 (788 amino acids)
Biological process (GO): DNA recombination; DNA integration
Molecular function (GO): DNA binding
Source: RefSeq, a predicted model, not a curated record
GGACAUGAUCUUUUGAGAUGUGGAAGAUGCAAAGGCAUUUAUAGUGAUGUAGCCUUGUUUUUUAAGCACAGAACAACUUGUCAUGCAAAGAAAGAGAGCACCAAGGCAAAUCUUGGCAGGAAUUUGUCUUCCUUAAGCAGUGAUAAGAAUCUUGCAGCUGAGGAUGAACCAACGGCAGAUCAUCAAAAUCCAGCAGAUGAUCAAACCAAAUUGAAAAAAUCCAAACCAAAAAGACCAUGUCCGUUUUGUGGUAUGCUGGCCUCUCGACUCACAGACCACAUAACAAGAAAACACAAGAUGGAAGAAAGUGUUAAAGCAGCAUUGGCGUUACCAAAGGAGCUAAGAAACAGGGAAUUUCAGAAGUUGAAAAAAGAAGGAAUUUUUAAAGCAAAUAAAAAUCUUCUUAAGGAACAAAAUCCAGACUACAGCAAGAUUUUGGUUGAGCGAAAUCAAGGGAGGGGUGCAUUGGCAAUGUGUUCCCUUUGUAAAGGAUUCUAUCAUAGGAACAUAAUUAACAGACAUAAGAAACGAUGUUCUUCUGCAGAAGGUACUACUGACUACCCUGCAACAUUUAACAUCACACUGUUAAGUCAGCCAAACUUCUCAAACUCUUAUGUAGAAGAGAUUUUAAAUCGUUUCCAAGAAACUGAAAUUUCAGCUGUCAUUCGAUCUGAUGAUUGGAUCCAAAGAUAUGGAUAUCUAUGCUUCCAAAACUUUGAGGGCACUGAGAAGAGAACAGAAAAAAGGUCAUCUCUUAUGUCUAAUCUAAGACGCCUAGCUCGCCUAUUUUUGGAGUUUAAACAAAUUAUUGCAAAGGAAAACCCAUCUAUAGAAUUGAAUUCUUGCAGCCAAAUGUUUGAUAGAGAUUUCAUUCUCUAUAUUCAAGAGGCCAUUUGCUCUAUUACCACAGACAAAGAUACAAAUGCAGUGAAAAAUGGCCUGAAAGUUUCUCUGCGUUAUCUCAUAAGUGAUGUCUGCAAGGUUAUGAGAGCAAAUUAUCUGUUAAUGAAACAGGAUGAAAAAGCAGAAGAAAUGGCAAAAUUCAUCUCUGUUUUACAACUGAUUUGGCCUUCCUUUUUUGCUAGUGCAGAAGAAUCAGUAGUAAAAAAGAGACAGUCUGAUUUAAGAAGACCAGUUAGACUGCCAAGUGAAAAGGAAAUAGAGAAAUUAAGAGACUGCACAAAGGAAAUUAUUGACAGUCUCUCCGUAGAUAUGUAUGAGACUUUUGACUAUUCAAAAUACAGUCAGCUACGAGAUGCUGUUGUUUGCAGAUUAACCCUGUUUAAUGCCAGAAGAGGGGGCGAGCCAAGCAGAAUGGCAGUCCAAGAUUGGGAAGAUGCCCUUCAAGGUGUUUGGAUAGACCAAGCAAAGGUGGAGCAUGUUGAAGAUGACAUAGAGAAAAAGCUUCUAUGUGAAAACAAAAUUGCCUACAUACAUGCUUCAAAGGUAACCAAGCUAGUGCCACUUCUCAUACCAAAAGACUGUUGGCAAGCAAUGAAAAUUUUAACGGAUUAUGAAGUACGCAGAGGAGCAGAAAUUAAUGAGGACAAUACAUAUGCAUUUCCAAACAUAAAGCAUUCAAAAAAUCAUGCCUCAGGGUGGAUUGCUGUUAAUAAUUUAUGCAGGAAAGCAGGACUGGAGCGCAACAUAAGUGCAACUGAUAUGAGGCAUUAUGUUGCAACCUCAUACGCUCUGUUAGAUGUGUCCCCAAAUGAAAGAGAAAUGUUUUAUAAACAUCUUGGACAUUCAAAACAAAUGAACGAAAAUGUUUAUCAGUGCCCUCCGGCAAUGAAAACAAUCACACAAGUUGGGAAAUUUCUUAAUCAGUUGGAAGGCAACUAUUGUACAUCCAUUUCAAGCCCAAAGAAGUCAGGUGCCAGAGAGGUCGGAGUCGAAGUUCUUUCUGAAUUUAUUGAAUUAAUGGCACCAGAUACUUCAUUGCCGGACGUUCUAAACUUCUACACCAAAAUUGAUGAGGAGCAUGUGACUGUUGACCCAGAGGAGUUGGAGCAGAGAAGACAUCUAGUUUUAGAUGAGGAUGUUCAAUGCCAAGCAAAACAAUUUUUUACAGAGGAUGCUUGGCUAGGCAUAAUGAAUACACUAAAAAUGCUAGCUGCAGAUACUGACAACAAAAUACAAAAGCAAAGCAAAACCCCCUCAUCAGGGUUAAAGAGAACCAUAAUUGAAGAUGACCUUUCAGAAAGCGAGAUUCCUGGCCCUAGUCUGAUGAAAAGAUCAAAGAAAGAUAAAUUUGAAAGUGUUUCUUACAUUUGUGAGGAUAGUGUAUCAUCAGGAGAAUCAUCUUACAAGGAUGAUAACAUAUCCCAAGAAGAAGACAGGAGUUCAGUAGUCAAAGGCCAGAGACACACCUGGUCAGCAGAGGAGAAUGCUGCGAUUGAGCGUUUCUUCAACAGUCACAUUAAUGAUACAUCUAAACCUGGAAACCAAGGAAAACUGCAUGUUGCCAGUGAUAUACGUAACUUCAUACUGAGAUAUCCAGAAAUACUGAAAGAUUUUCCAAAGCAGAAAAAAAUCCAUUUGAUCCGAACAAAAAUAUUGAAUCUAAGAAGAAAAAAGAGAGAAAAUGCCUAUGAAAGAAUAGAGAAAUACAGGACAUAAUUCUAGCAGUGUCAGUAAGCUGAGCACAUAGCUCCAGCAAUGAAAUUAUUUUUGAGAGCAUAGUGUGAAUCUUUUGUGGACCCACAAUUUGGAGGCUUUGAGGUCACUGAACGCCACA